This is a messenger RNA of Rangifer tarandus platyrhynchus (Svalbard reindeer), 558 nucleotides long. Lineage: Eukaryota; Metazoa; Chordata; Mammalia; Artiodactyla; Cervidae. The record is from the annotation of a GenBank genome assembly.
AUGCUUGGAGUCCCCCGGCUGGCACUUUCCCAUGGCAGGGGGUACCUGCAGGGCACGUGGGAGAAAGCCUACCAGGAUCACAGGAGAAAGGUGCAGGAGGCCCGGCCGGUGGUGGACAGCCGCGCCCCGCCAACCCUCAGUCACCUCUGCCUGAAACUCGGCAAACUCAAGCUGGAGGAGGGCCGGCUGUCCACCAUCGACAGGGAUAACCGUCUGCUGCUGGAGAAGGUGUCCUGCAUCAUGAGGACUGGGGGGUGGACCCUCAGUGGUGUCACCUGUGCACACAGGAGUCUAAACAGGGAGAAACGAGAGCAGGAGCUUUGCAGCCUGAGAGAGAAAAACCCGUUCUGGAGAAGGUCACAAACUCAGCGCAGGAUCCGUUCGCCACACACCCUGUGGGAGGCAGACCCACCGCCGGAGGAGGUACCUCGCUUUUCUAUUCCUUCCAACCCAGAGCUGUCUGAAUUUUCCAUUCCUUUCAUCAGAUUCAUCACAGCAAAUGUCAAGAAAAUGCUUGGAUCCUGUGCUUCAGAUUCAUUCCUCAUUUAUUUACUUUGA